Molecule: messenger RNA, 3126 nt
Organism: Mytilus trossulus (common blue mussel)
Lineage: Eukaryota; Metazoa; Mollusca; Bivalvia; Mytilida; Mytilidae
Product: mucin-2-like
Exons: 12
Coding region: 1-3126 (1041 amino acids)
Source: RefSeq, a predicted model, not a curated record
AUGACCGAGAAAAAUACCCAAGGGACUAGUACACCAUCUGUGUCUACAAGAGUCCCAGUGAUGACAGAGUUCAUGAACAUGAUAACUAGUGACACGUUCUCGGCAAUAGCUACGAAAAGUACGCAUUAUACUACACAGGAUUUAUCAAGUACAACAUCUCAAAAUGCAAAUAAUGAUAUUUCAUCUGUUAUUAUUGAGACUUCAACACCAGCAACAACAGAUCGUACAACUGUUACUAUGACCGAGAAAAAUACCCAAGGGACUAGUGCAGCAUCUGUGUCUACAAGAGUCCCAGUGAUGACAGAGUUCAUGAACAUGAUAACUAGUGACACGUCCUCGGCAAUAGCUACGAAAAGUACGCAUUAUACUACACAGGAUUUAUCAAGUACAACAUCUCAAAAUGCAAAUAAUGAUAUUUCAUUUGUUAUUAUUGAGACUCCAACACCAGCAACAACAGGUCGAACAACUGUUACGAUGACCAAGAAAAAUACCCAAGGGACUAUUACACCAUCUGUGUCUACAAGUGUCUCCGCGAUGACAGAGUUCAUGAACAGGAUUACUAGUGACACGUCCUCGGCAAUACCUACGAAAAGUACCCCUUAUACUACAUGGGAUUUAUCAACUACAACAUCUCGAAAUGCAAAUAAUAAUAUUUCAUCUGUAAUUAUUGAGACUUCAACACCAGCAACAACAGGUCGAACAACUGUUACGAUGACCAAGAAAAGUACCCAAGGGACUAUUACACCAUCUGUGUCUACAAGUGUUUCCGCGAUGACAGAGUUCAUAAACAGGAUUACUAGUGACACGUCCUCGGCAAUAGCUUCAAAAAGUACGCCUUAUACUACACAGGAUUUAUCAAGUACAACAUCUCAAAAUGCAAAUAAUGAUAUUUCAUCUGUUAUUAUUGAGACUUCAGCACCAGCAACAACAGAUCGAACAACUGUUACUAUGACCGAGAACAAUACCCAAGGAACUAGUACACCAUCUGUGUCUACAAGAGUCUUAGCGAUGACAGAGUUCAUGAACAUAAUAACUAGUGACACGUACUCGGCAAUACCUACGAAAAGUACCCCUUAUACUACAUGGGAUUUAUCAAGUACAACAUCUCGAAAUGCAAAUAAUGAUAUUUCAUCUGUAAUUAUUGAGACUUCAACACCAGCAACAACAGGUCGAACAACUGUUACGAUGACCAAGAAAAAUACCCAAGGGACUAUUACACCAUCUAUGUCUACAAGAGUCUCUGCGAUGACAAAGUUCAUAAACAGGAUUACUAGUGACACGUCCUCGGCAAUAGCUUCAAAAAGUACGCCUUAUACUACACAGGAUUUAUCAAGUACAACAUCUCAAAAUGCAAAUAAUGAUAUUUCAUCUGUUAUUAUUGAGACUUCAGCACCAGCAACAACAGGUCGAACAACUGUUAGAAUGACCAAGAAAAAUACCCAAGGGACUAUUACACCAUCUGUGUCUACAAGAGUCCCAGUGAUGACAGAGGUCAUGAACAUGAUAACUAGUGACACGUCCUCGGCAAUAGCUACGAAAAGUACGCAUUAUACUACACAGGAUUUAUCAAGUACAACAUCUCAAAAUGCAAAUAAGGAUAUUUCAUCUGUUAUUAUUGAGACUCCAACACCAGCAACAACAGGUCGAACAACUGUUACGAUGACCAAGAAAAAUACCCAAGGGACUAUUACACCAUCUGUGUCUACAAGAGUCUCCGCGAUGACAGAGUUCAUAAACAGGAUUACUAGUGACACGUCCUCGGCAAAAGCUUCAAAAAGUACGCCUUAUACUACACAAGAUUUAUCAAGUACAACAUCUCAAAAUGCAAAUAAUGAUAUUUCAUCUGUUAUUAUUGAGACUUCAGCACCAGCAACAACAGAUCGUACAACUGUUACUAUGACCGAGAAAAAUACCCAAGGGACUAGUGCAGCAUCUGUGUCUACAAGAGUCCCAGUGAUGACAGAGUUCAUGAACAUGAUAACUAGUGACACGUCCUUGGCAAUAGCUGCAAAAAGUACUCGUUAUACUAUUCGGGAGUUAUCAAGUACAACAUCUCAAAAUGCAAAUAAUGAUAUUUCAUCUGUUAUUAUUGAGACUACAACACCAGCAACAACAGAUCGAACAACUGUUACUAUGACCGAGAAAAAUACCCAAGGGACUAGUUCACCAUAUGUGUCUACAAGAGUCUCAGCUAUGACAGAGUUCAUGAACAUGAUAACUAGUGACACGCCCUCGGCAAUAGCUACGAGAAGUACGCAUUAUACUACACAGGAUUUAUCAAGUACAACAUCUCAAAAUGCAAAUAAUGAUAUUUCAUCUGUUAUUAUUGAGACUUCAACACCAGCAACAACAGAUCGUACAACUGUUACUAUGACCGAGAAAAAUACCCAAGGGACUAGUACACCAUCUGUGUCUACAAAAGUCUCAGCGAUGACAGAGUUCAUGAAGAUGAUAACUAGCGACACGUCCUCGGCAAUAGCUACGAAAAGUACACAUUAUACUAUUCGGGAUUUAUCUUGUACAUCUCAAAAUGCAAAUAAUGAGCUUCCAUCUGUUAUGACUGAGACAUCAGCACCAGCAACAACAGGAAUGAGACCAAGGAAACUGUUAUGUAAAUGUCCUAAGAGGUUAAUAAAUACAAAGUGGCACUUCCUUGAUGGAAAGAAUAUAACAGAUGCCGAAGUAAAGAAAAUGGUCAUUGACGAUUUCAUCAAGAAUAUAAAAUCCGAGAUCUCGGUUGACAGAAAAACUGUAUCAAAAGAGAUACGGAAGAAAAACUCAUCAGUAGACAAAAGAAAAUCUUCACAAUCUAUAGGAUGGGGCUGUAUUGUUUUUCUCGUUCUUCCAAUGGUUUUCUUGAUCGCAAUAGACAUACUCAACUGUUGCAUUCACUUCCGGUCACGCUUUGGCGGCAGAAAAAGGAACCGAAUUAAACCAAUUAGUAUCACCCAAGAUCAAAGAGAUAGUACUACGCCUUUGCAAGAAAAUGUCAAUGCCGCCGAAAGUUAUUACGCCAGCAGAUGUGGCAAUAAUUUUCAUCCUGACGAAAUGAAACGUGAAACUUACCAGAGAAAAAGGGACGACAACAAUCAACUAGGCAGAGAUGAAUGGCUGCAAUAUAUGUAA